AACUGCAGACGGGAAAGACACUGUAAAUUAAUACACAUAAAAGAAUCAAAUCAGAGAAUGAAAUCAGCAUCAAAUCAACUCAAUCCAUUCAUCAGCAAGCAAGUAGACAAAUAAAGCGAUCCCAGUUACGUAAUCACCCUGCGACUAAGAAGACGUCGUUGCGUGAAGUGACGUAUUUAGAGCGACAGAAUCCUGGAAGCUGUUACAACCUUACGGACUCAAAACAAUACUUAAUAUAUAUUAUACCUUAAGUCUCGUUUAUUUAAGAGUAAAUAUGGCACAGUAUAAGGGAGCCGCCAGCGAAGCUGGGAGGGCUAUGCAGCUUAUGAAAAAGCGUGAAAAGGAGCGGGAACAACUGGAACAGCUAAAGCAGAAAAUAGCAGAGGACAAUAUGGUGAAGUCCAAUAUUGACAAGAAGUUCUCUGCCCACUAUGAUGCUGUGGAGGCUGAGCUGAAGUCUAGUACUGUAGGCCUGGUGACUCUCAAUGACAUGAAGGCCAAGCAGGAAGCACUGGUUAAGGAGAGAGAAAAGCAACUGGCCAAGAAAGAGCAGUCCAAGGAGCUUCAGCUGUGAGUGAACUAUGUGCCA
Messenger RNA from Paramormyrops kingsleyae, 589 nucleotides. NCBI's taxonomy places the organism in Eukaryota, Metazoa, Chordata, Actinopteri, Osteoglossiformes, Mormyridae. The record is from RefSeq and is a predicted model, not a curated record.